AUGAACCCGAAUUUGAGCGAUCACUUGAAGAAUACGACCGUAAUCCCGAUGAAUUUCGACAAUGGAGUGCCACCCCGGAAAAAGGGUAGCGCUUUCACGGUGUGCCCGGUGAUCCUCGAGAGUCAGCAAACAAUCUGCUCAACUUAUCCACAUCAUGUCCAUUUCGAGGAUAAAGUCAUCGUUUUUGUGCCCCAAUUGGAUAGCGAAUCGGAAAGUGAUGAGCGCAUCAUUGAGAAAACAAGUGAG
Messenger RNA from Mesorhabditis belari, 246 nucleotides. Lineage: Eukaryota; Metazoa; Nematoda; Chromadorea; Rhabditida; Rhabditidae. The record is from the annotation of a GenBank genome assembly.